GACAUUUCGACUGCGACACCCAGACUCGAACUUCAACUUCAAAGAGUCAGAGCAGUGACGAUCAUGGCGCUCAGCCAUGUCAUUACCAGGCGACCAUGAGGGGCUCAUUCCUUAGCAAGGAGUUCAGGGUGGCGUAGAAGAGAAGUUCUGGGGACCUUUGAAGGGAAAUAACAUGGCCAAACCGCAUGCUCAGAAGGUUUGUUUGGUUGACAUGCACUAGGAGUGUGUGACAGAAGGAUGGUACAAAUACGUGAGACUGCCGACAUGGCGGAGGAGGUGGGAAGCAGAGCCUCAUCAAAUGGAGGGGAAGAUGCCUCUGAGGUUUCUGAACCCGCCGAGGAGCAGCAAUUGCUGGGUUUGUCUGGGAAGUCCGGCGCAAUGCAGUCUGAACAGAAUGGCACCGGGAAAGCAAAAAAGAAGAAGGAAAAAGACAAACACAAGGACAAGGACAAGGAGAAAGAGAAGGAGAAGGACCGAAAACCUGACAAGGAGAAGGAUAAGAAGUUGACAAAGGCUGGGUCGUCCGGGAAGGGCAAAGCCAUUGUGCCUGCCAAAGCAACCAAACCCAAGGUCGCUGGCCCCAGCGAGGAUGACACUGUGCGGACAGAAUGCGAGAAGGCGGUGAAGACAAUGAAAAACAAUCCGCAGAGGGCUCAGAAAGCAAUCAAGGAGACAUGCCAGAAGCAUCCCACCAUCUCCCUGGGGUUCAGGUAUCAUGCCUACAUAGAGAAGCGGCUCGCGGAGCAGCAGAAUGAUGCGAGCAAGCUGAAGAAGCAGCACAUCAAGACAGCGCUCGAGGCUGCGAAGCUGGCGACCACACUGAGCCCCAACUCGGUAGAGCACGCCUUCUUUUAUGCGAUGUUGCUGCAAGAGUACGUCGAUGGGGAGGAGAAUGCGCAGGCCAUAGCGGAAUGCGAGCGUGCGCUGGGCAUUGUGGAGCCCAGGGAUCCGGCAAGGGACAUGCUGGGAGAACUGCCUGAAGAGCUGAAGACCACUGAGAUGAGGAUUGGCCACUUCAAGCACCAGCUGCGGCAGCUGUCGCAUCAGAUGAAGCUGUCGGGGCUGCAGCAUGUCUUCAAGCACGUGAGCGUGGACAGCGAGGGCAACUUCGUCCCGCUGAUGCGGCAAUUGCAGAGCAAUGACAAGGACCUGGAGCAGCGCAUCCUGCAGCCAAAACGAGCGAACGAGGUGAAAAAGAGCACCAAGACGGAGGCGGAACGGCGGAAGCAGAUUGAGGCGCAGCUGGAGGCGACGCGGCUGCUGAUGCAUCAGAAGGAGGCGCAGGAGAAGCGGAAGGGGGCUAAGGAGGCGGCAGAGGCGGGAGAGGUGGAGGAGCGAGAACAGCAGCGGGGCGGCAAGGGGGGGGAGAAGAAGCGGGGGGCCAAAAGCAAGGGCCAGAAGAAUGGGGCGGAUGAGAAGAUGAAGAAGGUGCAGCCGUUCUGGGAGACUGCGGUCUCGGAGCAGCGGGAGCAGCUGCUACAGGUGCCUGUCAGCGAGUUGGCGCAGCGGCUCAAGUCGAGCAGGAGUGCCGAGUCGAGCAGCGUGCUGGAGGAGGCGCUCGAGUUCUACAAGGAGAAUCAAGUGUGGAAGUACUGGCUCUGCCACAAGUGCAGCGCAAAGUUCAAGACGGGGAUCGAGCACAAGGUCCACGUCCAGGAGAAGCACCUCAUUUUCCCCGCGGGGGGCGACAUCUCUCCCGUGGACCUGCCCCCCAACUUUGACAUUGAUAAGAUGCUUCCAACCGACGGAAAGGAAGCUGCACGGCUCCUCCUGGAAGACGCCCUCCAAAAGCGUAUCAUCGGCCCCGAUGCAAAGCCGGCUCUAUCCCCUAACAGCCCUACGUCCGAGGCCCCUUUUCUCGACGCGCACGAGAGCGUCCCAAACGCGGCCGACGCGGACGGCAGCGAGGGGGGCCAGUCCGCAGAGAGCCAGUUUGAGGAAGCGGGGGAGCAGUUUGAGCCGCUGCUGAAGGAAGGCGAGGAGGGGGAGCACUUUGUGGACUCGGAGAACCCGCCCCCCGAGAUCGGCGAGCACUUCUGUCCGACGCAUGGGGCAAACGGCUGCCCGAUCUCGCUCGGGAAUCAGGACGUAGAGCUUCCAGUGGUGGAGGACGAGAAGCGGGCCAAGUCGCUGGGGGAGCUGCUGGGGCUCGUGCGCGUGCUGAUUGAGCACAAGCUGUUCUUCAUGAACCACCAGCACAAGAUCUUCCAGUUCCUCGUGGAUGUCCUGCAGAGCCUGCUCCCGGAUCCGUCCGCGUCGGUGGAGUGGCAGCACGACUGGAACCUGCUACGCAUGGUUGACGAGGAGAGCAUCGCCCAGGUGCGGCAAUACCUAGAGGACGAGAUCCUGGGAGAGGGCAGCGAUAACAAGCUGACGGUAACGUACAAUGUCGAGGAGGACGAGCCGGUCCCGCUCGACAUAACCCUGUCCGAAAGCGAGGAGGUUCUCGCCCCGUCCAAGCGGCUGAUGUACCUGCUGCUGUACAAGAAGGGGGAUCCCUUCCUGCCGGAGGGGGUGCCGGUGGCGGAAGCGGGGGGGGACGCGGGGGGGCCGAAGGAGGCCCCGGCCGCAGAGGAGAUGGAAGGCCCUGGGGCUGCACUUGCAGAGGAGAUUUUGAAGGAGCCCUCAGCUGGGGAAGAGGCGGAGGAGAAAGGGGCUUCGGCGAUGGAGAAAGAGCCUCUGAUUGGGCCGUUGGAGGAGACCGCUUCGGGAGAGGGCGCGGGGGAGAAGUCCACAGCUGACGAAUCUGAAAGCGGCAAGGGGAAAGAUGACGCGAAAGGAAUGGAGAUUGUGCCAAGAGAAGGGGAGCAGGUGGUGGAGCAGAGCCCGCCGGGGCCUGAGGAUCAGCUGCGAUGGAUCUUCGACGUGGACGAGAAGGUGUCGGACAGCGUCCCCAUCUCCUGGACGACCGACCGGGACCGCAAGAAGCGGCUGGCGGACGAAGUGUACAACGACCUGCGGAAGCACCACCGCGACCUCACCAAGUGCUUUCAGGAGAAGGUGGAUCUCCUGGUGGAGGACUCGUCGAUCCGCAACGCAGAGCAGGCCAUUAUGAUUGAGGUCAAGAACGCGGAGGAGCAGCGGACGCCCCGGAGCAGUCCCUCGUCCUCCGACGGCGAGAUCUCGUUCCAGAACGUGCUGCGCAUCCGCAUGGAGGAGCUUCAGCGCGAGCGGCUGUCCUUCGCCGGACGCGCCGACAAGAGCGACCAGCGCCGGCAAGUCGAGUCGGACCUGGAGGCGAUCCGGAUGAUUUUGAGCAAGGCCAACUCGCUGCAGAUUCACUUGCAGCGCGCGCGCCUCAACGGGCGCGGGCUUCCGGACUCGUCGGAGGACGAGGGCGAGUUCGAGAUCCUGGGGAUGCGCGACUCGACGCGGUUCAAGAACAAGAAGGUGCGCGCGGCGUUCGACAGCGCGCGCGCAGAGCUGGAGACCAGGAUGGAGAACAUCGAGAAGCGGGUCCUGGAUCUGCAGCGAGCCAUCUCCCUCGGUUAUGUUAACCUCCAAGAGGCCCUCGGGUUCGACUACCGCCAGGCGAUUGUCCCCAUCCUGAAGCAACACAUACAGCACAAGUUGGUGGCGGCCGUGGACGAGGACGCGAUCCGGAAGUCGGACGAGGCGCAGGCGACGCUCCUGUCCGACCUGGAGAAGGAGGGGAAGAAGGCGGAGCCCGCCAAGGUGGCCAAGGCAAAGGACGCCAAGAAGAAGGACCGGCGAAAGUCCAAGGACACCAAGAAGGUCGCCUCUGCGACCCUUUCCGAGCGGGACGUCGAUGAGGGCGAGGACUCCGAGGAAGAGCUGGCAGACAGCCCCAAGGAGACAAAGGCCGAGCUUCGACGACCAGAGGCGACUUAUGAUGACGAAGACGAGCGGCUUCUCGCGGCGAAUCUGGAGCGGCAGCGUCUGGCGGAGGAAGCCUUGGCGAAAGAGAAGAACAAGAGCCUGGACGCUGCAGCACGCCGAAAGAUCGAGCAGCAAGAGCGGGAAGCUCUCUUGCGGGAGGAGGAAGAGGAGCGGCAAUUCAAGCACGCCCUGGCCGAGAGCGAGCGUCAAGAAGCGGAGCGGCGAUCCAAGCAGCAGAACGGUGAUGCAGAUGCAGGGUGGGAACUGGCAGGGUCUAGCCGGCGAGGCGCCCAUUCACACAAUGACAGGGGAUCUGAGGAGAAGCGGUCGGGCCCUCCGGAAACUGAGCAGAGGCGGCCGGACGAGGGCCGGCGGCCAAUGACGACUGGGGGGAUGAGAGAGGGGCCACGCCAAAGGCACGACUCCACCCGCAUCCCCGUCGUGCAGCACCCGCAGCACCAUCAGCACGCCGCCCGCAACCCCCCCCCGGCGUCCCCCCCCCUCACCGGAAAAGCGGACAGCCUCGCGUUCCAACAGCUGGAAGACCUCUCCAAAUCCUCGUCCUGGUCCCACGUCGCGGGCUCGCGCGGCAACCAGCCAAAACCCCAAAACCCCCGCUCGUUAAAAGACCAACAACAGGCGGCGCUCGCACAGCGCCGGACUGCCGCGUACUACCCCGACUCGCCGGAAGUGUACCGGGGGGGUCAAGCGAACGGCAACGGGAGCUCCCCACAGUGGCACCAGCCCCAGAAUAACGACGCCGACAUGACGUCACUGUCUCUCGGCGGGCCGACCGGGUGGGAGGCGCAGGACGCGCGGGCCAAUGGCGGCCUGCCAGGGGUAGCGGAGGAGGAGCCCGACGUGUCGAACCUGAUGAGCAUGCUGCUGCCGAGUGGUCAGAAGCCGGACAACGGGUUUGCGGCCGCGCUGCGCACGGGACUGCCGGCGGAUAAUCGGGUGAACGGGAGCGGGCAGGACGGGGAGCGUCCACAGGAUCGGCCAGAUGGCGCGAUCCCGGAGGACGACAAGCGCUUCCAGGCCGACAUCCGGCUCGCGAUGCAGCAGUCCCUGCAAGCGUCAGGCGCUCCCUCCCGCCCCGCGUACCCCCCCGGACGUGCGCCCCCCUCGGCCAAUGGCAGCGCGCCAGCUGGCGCCGAGACGGGCCUGCAGGAGACGGUUGCGGGCAAGGGGCUGGUGAACGAGACGGGGCAGUACAACUGCUUCCUGAACGUCGUCAUCCAGUCGCUGUGGCACUUGAGGAGCUUCCGCAGGCGCCUGCUGGACCGCUCCAGCGAAGCCCACGCCCACGUGGGCCACCCGUGCGUGGUGUGCGCGCUGCGCGAGAUCUUCACGGCGCUCGACAACCGGGCGCCCGGCCCGGGGCAGCAGGGCGCGGUGGACCCGACGCCGCUGCGCAUGGCGCUCGACGCCAUGUACUCCGAAACCAACUUCUUCCAGGAGGGCCAAAUGAACGACGCGUCCGAGGUGCUGGACGCCGUAUUCGACGCGAUGCACAAGGCCUACACGGCGCCCCCCGGGCAGGAAUACGCAAGCUCCGACGAAGAGGCCAAGCCCGACGGCUGGACUUGCACGCAGCUGCGGCGGUGUAUCGUGCACGAUUUGUUCGGGCUUGAUGUCGCGGAGGAGAUGCAGUGCAACAACUGCCAGCUGGCGAGCCGCAAGCUCAAGUACACGUCGUACUUCCACAACAUCAAUGCGAGCGCGCUGCGGCGAGAAAAGGGCCUGGAGCCGAACCACACGCUGGCGGAGCUGCUCAACUGCAUCGACCACCACCACGACCUGCCAUGCGACCCCGACAUCGGCGGCUGCAACAAGGUCAACCGCAUGCAGUACGAGCUGCGCGCCACGCCGCAAGUCUUCACCACGGUCCUGGGAUGGCAAACUAGCCGCGAGAGCAUCGACGACAUCGCCGCGACUGUAUCCGCGAUUGAUGUGGACAUCGACGUUCUGACGGUGUACUCGGGCGCGCUGAGCGGGUUGCGGCACCGCCUCGUGUCGGUCGUCUGCUACUACGGCCAGCACUACCACUGCUUCGCCUACAACCAGGAGCUCGCGCGCUGGGUCAUGUUCGACGACACCACCGUCAAGUUGAUCGGAAGCUGGGACGACGUGAUGCGGGCAUGCUGCCGGGGUCAUUUGCAGCCACAAGUAUUGUUCUACGAACGAAUAGCAGACUGAGGGGAGCGGACUGGGGGAAGUGGAUAGAAGGGGCUUGCAACAAGGGGCCAGCGAUAGAUUUGAACUACAGCGGUUACGAGCACGUUGCGUCUUUUAAAAUGGCAAGAAGCAAUUCUGGCCGAAUACUUUGGAUAGUACGCUGCUUUCGCAAAU
Molecule: messenger RNA, 6192 nt
Organism: Klebsormidium nitens
Lineage: Eukaryota; Viridiplantae; Streptophyta; Klebsormidiophyceae; Klebsormidiales; Klebsormidiaceae
Source: the annotation of a GenBank genome assembly